Molecule: messenger RNA, 802 nt
Organism: Coffea eugenioides
Lineage: Eukaryota; Viridiplantae; Streptophyta; Magnoliopsida; Gentianales; Rubiaceae
Product: floral homeotic protein DEFICIENS
Exons: 7
Coding region: 68-742 (224 amino acids)
Biological process (GO): positive regulation of transcription by RNA polymerase II
Cellular component (GO): nucleus
Molecular function (GO): RNA polymerase II cis-regulatory region sequence-specific DNA binding; DNA-binding transcription factor activity, RNA polymerase II-specific; protein dimerization activity
Source: RefSeq, a predicted model, not a curated record
AGUCGUAUAGAAGGGGGAGGAGGAGGAGCAGAUUGAGGUAGUAAUAGUUUUAGAAAAAGGGCAAAAAAUGGCUCGUGGGAAGAUCCAGAUCAAGCGGAUAGAGAAUCAAACCAACAGGCAAGUGACCUACUCUAAGAGAAGAAACGGGCUGUUUAAGAAAGCUCAUGAGCUCACCGUCCUGUGCGAUGCUAGAGUUUCCAUCAUCAUGGUCUCCAGUACCCAGAAGCUUCAUGAAUACAUCAGUCCCACAGCCACGACAAAGCAGUUGGUUGAUCAGUAUCAAAAGGCUGUAGGGGUUGAUCUUUGGAGCUCCCACUACGAGAAAAUGCAAGAGCAAUUGAAGAAGCUAAAGGACGUGAAUAGAAAUCUUCGUAAGGAGAUCAGGCAGAGGAUGGGGGAGAGUUUGAAUGAUCUGAGUUAUGAUGAGCUCGGUUUUCUCAUGGAAGACGUGGAUAAUUCUCUGAGGGCCAUUCGGGAGAGGAAGUAUAAGGUAAUUGGGAAUCAGAUCGAGACUCACAAGAAAAAGCUGAGGAAUGUUGAAGAAAUACACAGAAAUCUCCUGCUUGAACUGGAUGCUAGAGGAGAGGAUCCACACUAUGGCUUGGUUGAUAACGGCGGAGGGGACUACAAUCCGGUCCUUGGCUAUCCUCGUGUGUUGGCAUUACGCUUUCAGCCUACCCAGCCUAAUCUUCACAGUGGAGGUGGAAGCUCGGAUCUUACGACUUUUGCCCUGCUUGAGUAGCAAUUUGAUGUACUAUAUAUAUACAUUUGAUCUCUAUUUCUACGUUGUGAUGAUCUCUAU